Lingula anatina is the source of this 1849-nucleotide messenger RNA. RefSeq lists its product as uncharacterized. The record is from RefSeq and is a predicted model, not a curated record. Lineage: Eukaryota; Metazoa; Brachiopoda; Lingulata; Lingulida; Lingulidae.
CGGAAACGAUGGUGAAACUGUCAUGGCGGAUCAUUGACAUUGUUUUGUUGCAGGUGUAUUUACUACAUUAAGAGUUUGAUUGACUAGUACUUACGCUAUGACUAUGGCUGCUGAAAGAGGCAGAGAUAGAAGACUGAAUGAAUUACUGGAACAGGUGGUGGUUGCACAUAGGAAAGAUAUCAUGGAUUAUAGUGGAGGUCAUCUCAAUGAAUCUAAACUCCAUAAACCACCAGAGAUGGCAACCUUUAAAUCAUGGCCUAGUGCUCAUGCUGGACAACUUACAAUGAAGCAAAAACAUGUGCUUGCAAAACCAAAAAGAGGACUUCAAAAUAAAUCAGAAAUGGAAAAAGCCAUCAUGGACUUUAGUGUUGGGACAUCAGGUGCCCUUCCAAAUCCUCCACCAACUAGGACACAUAGGACUAAAGGAACCCCAAAAAAGAACAGAUUGAAAGAUAUCGAACAUUUAGUAGAUGGGAAAACAAGCUUGUCACCAAGUCAGUCACCAGAAGCCCAUAAAACACCAAAAAAUCUAAAACCUGUUAAAAAACAUAGAUUAAAAGACAUAGAGAAUUUUGCAGAUGGUAGAGUCUCUGAGUCUCCUCCUCCUCAAAGUGAGGACUCAUAUGACGGAUUACAGACAGAACCUCCAGUGCUAGUUGAGGAGCUGAGGCUUCCAGAUGUCAUGCUACCCAGUCCAAGAGAACCAGAAAAGGGGCGGUGGGAAAGCAUGGACAAUGAAAAUACUGAUGAGGAGGAGGAGGAUAAAGCAAGGGAUGAAUCCCCAAGGAAUCUUAUCCCUAAACAUCCACCUCAUACAUUUAAGCAUAGGUUUAUUUCAAGCCACUUAGGUGGAGUGACAAAAAGAGAUCAGUAUGAUCGCCUUAAAGAUUUUGAAAAGACUGUGAUUAGGAAACAAGAUGCUAUGGAGAGAGAGGUCAUGUCAGGGCAGAAAGCUGUAGAACAGCUGGAACAGAAGCUGAAGGAGGAAUUAGCAACAUUACCAUAUGAUGGUUAUGGUCCUAAUUUUCACAGACUACAAAUCUACAGUAACACAUUAGAUGACAUGAUAAGAGAAUCUCCUACAUUUGCAUAUGUGCUCAGACAGAUCAAGGGAGAGUAUGACAACUAUCUGUCCACUUUGCUGGACUCUCAGACCUCUCAACACAAUAAACUGUACGAACAGAUCCAACAACUGUCUGACAGAGGUACAUCAAAACCCAAGCAUCUGGAGGCAGAUAAAUCCAGUGUGGAGUUCAUGGAAAGUGAGGCAAAGAAGAUGCUCUCUCUGAAUGAAAGCCUUAGAAAAGAAGUCCAGCAUGAACUUGAACUAGCUGCUGCAGCUCCUGAACCAGAACCUCCGAAGCGCAUUAUACCCACAUUUGUAGGUGUGCAGAAGCAGGACCUGGCUGAACAGGUGCAGGACUUACACACCAGUAUCACUGAGAAGCUAGAGACUAUCAAUGCUACCAGGCAUCACCUACAUGAAAAGUUUGUGCCAAGCAGUGUGUGCAAUCAUUUGGAACAAUGUGUUAAGGAAACGGAGAUUGAAAUCCAGAAGCUAAUGAAACAAAAUGAGUUCUGUGACAAGGAAAUAGAAGAAAUGGAAAAUGAUUUCCAUGAAAUUAUAGAUGAUGCGGAACUAAGCGAGAGAGACAUUAGGAGGAUAUGGAGAAAAGUUAAUGCUGUGAAAGCAGUGGACAGUGCCAAGUCUGGCAACACUGCAUCUGGGUGGACCAGUGGUCCCACGCCCACCAGGGCACAGCCAGGCCAGGAGGACAGUGAUGAUGAUGAGAAAGAAACACAGAGGAAGUGGAAUUGGUACAUUUCUUAAAAAUCAAAUCCUACACAU